UUCAGGCGUAGCUGUUAAUUCUCAUCACUGAUGUCGAGAACAGUCUAAUGCCUUGUUGUUCCUUCCUCAUGUUUCGUCCUUGUUUUCCCCCAGCUGUGUUUUUCUGUACAUUUCGUCACGCAAAAAGGUCGUUACUUUUUUUCUUCCUUUCGCUGGCAUUCGUGAUCGCUACAGUUCUGAUUUAUCAAUUUUUAUUCCUGGAAGGAUCUGACCAUCUAGCACAACAAUCAGAGUCGCGUCGCAAAUGGAAUUCCCUCCUAGAAUGGCAGAAAAAAUUGCGUUACCAACUGAAGCAAGUGAAACUUACAAGCAACAAGACAUAUUCUGCUUGUCCAUCGCUUUCAGUUCAAGAAGUGUCGUCCUUAACUUUUUCCUCGUCUUGUCGCUUACCAAAAGUGAGACAAGAAGCGUGUGCCCUGGCAAAGUCAUUUUUCACGACGGAUCCUAGAAACCAGACUUGCAACAGCACCCAGAUGGAUUUGUGCAAAAUUGAGAAAACAGUUUGGGGACUUCCCAAAAUCGAGUGUCACAUAACCUCUUGUGGGUCUUCAGAUAUUAUCUCUGUGGGCUUCGUUAAUCCAGAGGACGGAUCUCUCAGCUGGAAACAUUUUUCUUUCCUUCAAGAUGUGGAGAAAACACUGAACAAUUAUGUUCAAUCGACACCAACAAAUGCUUAUUUCCCGUUUGCUUUUCUGAGGUGUGAUGAAUUCUGGAAUCCCACAGCCAAGACCCAGCUUUUUAUUCUUCCGUCUAGAAGUGUUUCAGCCGAGAAACCGCGACGGGAGACUAACAAAAAACUCAUCAAUGUAAACAUCAUUCUCAUCGACUCUGUGUCUAGACCUCAUUUCUAUCGCUCACUGCCUCAAACUGUUAAAGCUUUUCGAAGCAUUAAUUCGAAUUCUUCAUCACUGGUGCUAGAUUUUGAGCUUUUUCACGCCAUUAAGCAAAGGACGUUUGAAAGCAUUAAUGCCUUAUUUUCUGGGGAACUUAGUGAUGUAAAGGAGUUUAUAAACCCAGUUCCUGUGAAAGCAGGUGUUAUGUUUGGAAAAUUUAAAUCACUGGGAUAUCAGACAAUGUGGCAAGAGGAUAUGUGUUGGGCUCACGAGUGGGGCCUGGUGAGGAACCUAAAAGUUAUGAACAAAAGUUUAACCUUAAGCAGAGUAUGGCAUAACUUGGCCAGGGUUCUACAAAAUAACUCAAUUGAUUUUACAGGAAUAACACACUCAAGUUGUGAAGUUUUAAGACGUUUUGGAGUUUCAGACAUUUUUCAUGGCCCUUCUAAUUUGUGCUAUGGAGGAAAGAACUACCAUGCCUUGUUUUUGGAACAUUUAGAACACAGUAUCAAAGAAGGACAUAUGGAUUCAGAAAAGAAACCACUGUUUGCCUUUUCAAUGCUAAAUGUAGGCCAUGAGGAAAGUGGAUGUAGGAUUCAGACUUUUGAUUCAGCAUUAUCCAAUUUUGUUAAUAUGUUAGCUUCUGAUCCAAAUACUUUGAGCAUAGUACUCUCAGACCAUGGUAACAAUUAUGGAUCAUACCCAAGAACAAUGGAGGGGCGGUUUGAAGUUUUUCAACCACACCUGUUUAUGAUAAUACCAAAGAGGGUUCAAAAUUUGCUAGGGAAAAACAAAAUAAGGAUACUGAAACAAAAUCAAGGCAGAUUGGUAAGCAUUGUCGAUUUGCAUCACACACUUAUGGCAAUUGCAGCAGAGUUUGGCAAUGAAUGGUUGCCGCAGAAUCUUGGCCUUCUUCAGCCAGUCUUAAGUAACCGUACUUGUGAUGACCUUGGCCUUCUUAUAUCUACACUUUGCAUCUGCCAAGGAUGGAUGACAAAAGUCAACACAAACUCAUUUCACUUCAUCAUAGCCGAGUUUGCUUUAGGUCAGCUCAAUAACAACAUACAAACCCAGUUCCUUGAAAACUUCCAAGCAAAAAGGCCACUCUCUGGCUUUCAAUCCUGUGAACGGCUCAGAGGAGAACGCUUUGAUAACAUUAGAGAAAAGUGGAUAGGUGAAGUGCUUACUGUGACUUUAGAUAUUUAUGUCCAGAAUCAAGAAAUCUUCUCUGUUACAGUUCAGGUGACAAGUGGAAGUGUCAUAAUGGACAUGAAAUUGACUCAGUUCACAAGGGUCAGCAGUUAUGGCAGUUAUCAGACCUGCGCAGAUAAGGGUCUGGACCCAAGACUGUGUGUGUGUAAAAAUGGUCCUUCAUUACAUGAGUCAGGUACUACUGCUAACAGACUAUUCACUGAGAAUGGAAAUUAUAUGAAAGCCACGGAACCACCAACUACAAUGUGGCACCAUGAUGGUAAUGUUUUUAAUUCAGCGACAACAGCUGACAAUAUACACGAGAACUGUCUCUUCAUACUUUUGAGAGAACACAUAAGUGGUGUAAUACUUGAAGCUGCAAAUUAUUGUAGUUUUGUUACAUACACCAUUGAUCUUGACCUGUCGCUGAGCAACAUGAAAAUAUCUGAAAGAGUUCCACUUCGUAAAGAACUUGGCCCUGGUGUAAUACUCUUCCUUAUGGCAAUUAAUCAACUUGAUCCUAACAUCAAUUGGAGUUGGAAAUACACUGUGAACUUUUCUUGGAAAAUAGUACCAGUAAAUUAGAUGACAGGUUUAGACAAUACCCCAUUAUGAAAAAUUGACAUUGAAAUUCUUCUUAAAUUUAAAGUAAAACAGGGUUUGUACACUUUGUCAGACAUAAAAUUCAGAGACUUCUCAAGGACUUUAAGCGCCCCUUUUAAAAUUUAAAUUACCAGGUGUGGUUUGGUUAUCUCAAACUUAAUUAGAAAAAAAAAUAAAAACAUUUGGGUGAGUAUUUCCUGUGUUUAACAUAACAAAAUGCUGGUUUCCUCACUGCUUUAUUGUAUUUGAACAAAAACUGGACAGUGAUAAAAAAGUUUUCCUUAUGGAUCAAAUAGACUGUUGAUUAUUAUCAUUCGAGGUUUUUCAAUCUUCAAAAAUUAUUUUAUAUACUAAGUUUUCUUAUGUUACUUCACAUUUAAAAGAGAAGAUAAAUUUAUAUAUUUCCCUAAUUGUUAAUAAUUAAAGAGCUAUUUUCAAAUAUUA
Pocillopora damicornis (cauliflower coral) is the source of this 3071-nucleotide messenger RNA. RefSeq lists its product as uncharacterized. NCBI's taxonomy places the organism in Eukaryota, Metazoa, Cnidaria, Anthozoa, Scleractinia, Pocilloporidae. The record is from RefSeq and is a predicted model, not a curated record.